UCGGAAUUGGCUAGUCCUUGGUCGGCAAUUGAUUCUCUCUGUCUGCUCCCUUGCUGCGUAUCCCAGUCCAAUCCAAUUCCGAGUCCCUCCUCGCAGCCGCUGAAACCUGGCCGUUGUUUUCCUGCUCCUCGUCCCCGGGCAACACAACACAAAGACCGUCGUUGUCCCCGUGCAGUUUUGUCUUGUGUCCUGCACCCCGCGCGCUGGUGGACUUUGACAACACGUUGACUUUGCUCCGUUCUUCCCUUGGACCCCCCCCCGACAUAUAUUAAUUACCAUUGUGCGGUCUUUUUGUCUCUCGAACAGAGCAGUGGAGAUUUAGCGCGGUCAAUAUGGAGAAUUAUCAGAAGAUUGAGAAAAUUGGCGAGGGAACCUACGGUGUUGUUUACAAGGCCCGUGAGCUCACACAUCCCAACCGUAUCGUUGCCCUGAAGAAGAUCCGACUCGAGGCCGAAGAUGAAGGUGUUCCAAGCACCGCUAUCCGCGAAAUCUCCCUGCUCAAGGAAAUGAGCGAUCCCAACAUUGUGCGGCUCCUCAACAUCGUGCAUGCAGAUGGCCACAAACUCUAUCUGGUUUUCGAAUUCCUGGAUCUCGAUCUCAAGAAAUAUAUGGAAGCACUCCCCGUGAGUGAAGGCGGACGUGGCAGAGCCCUGCCAGAUGGUUCUUCACUGAGUAGAAACCUGGGGCUGGGAGAUGCGAUGGUGAAGAAGUUUAUGGCGCAGCUGGUGGAGGGAAUUCGUUACUGUCACAGCCACAGAAUCCUGCAUCGAGAUUUGAAGCCCCAGAAUCUUCUGAUUGACCGCGAUGGCAACCUGAAACUUGCAGACUUUGGACUAGCAAGAGCCUUUGGUGUUCCUCUUAGAACCUACACGCAUGAGGUUGUUACGCUAUGGUAUCGAUCCCCUGAAAUCCUAUUGGGUGGACGUCAAUACUCUACCGGAGUCGACAUGUGGUCGUGUGGUGCCAUCUUCGCGGAAAUGUGCACCCGCAAACCCCUGUUUCCAGGCGAUUCGGAAAUUGAUGAGAUCUUUAAGAUCUUCCGACUCCUUGGUACCCCGGAUGAAGCAACUUGGCCCGGUGUCACUUCCUUCCCUGAUUUUAAACCCACCUUCCCCAAGUGGAAGCGCGAAGAGGCCCGCAACCUUGUGCCGGGCUUAGAAGAGGACGGCCUCGACCUUCUCGAAGCCUUACUCGAAUACGACCCCGCCCAUCGAAUCUCUGCCAAGCAGGCUUGCAUGCACCCGUACUUCCAGCAUGGCAGCUCAUACUACUCCGGGCGCACCCGGCGAAAUGGAUUUCACUGAUUAAGAUGACUCAUGAGUUUUUCGUUUAUAUGUAAUCUAUGUAUGUACGUGGAGGACUGUGGCAGGUGCGCCUGCGAGAUGAGUCAGGGCUGCGUAACAGACGCUCCAUUCUUCUGUUCUUCCCUACUGUUGGCUCACAACUUCUGCCCAGUCCUGUGUUAUUCCCCCCGUCUUGCAUUGUUUUUACUUCUUGCAUUUUCUUUUGUUCGUGGCGUUGUUUACGGAGUGAUCUGGCAGGAAAGAAGUUAGGUUACUGGAUAUCUUAAGGACUGUGUUUUCCUUUUCCCCCUUUUU
Aspergillus ochraceoroseus IBT 24754 is the source of this 1598-nucleotide messenger RNA. It is a transcript of the gene nimX, whose product is annotated as cyclin-dependent serine/threonine-protein kinase CDC28. The coding region runs from base 333 to 1304 and encodes 323 amino acids. The record is from RefSeq and is a predicted model, not a curated record. The transcript is spliced from 4 exons. Gene Ontology annotation, cellular component: cyclin-dependent protein kinase holoenzyme complex; cytoplasm; nucleus. NCBI's taxonomy places the organism in Eukaryota, Fungi, Ascomycota, Eurotiomycetes, Eurotiales, Aspergillaceae. Gene Ontology annotation, biological process: regulation of G2/M transition of mitotic cell cycle; regulation of gene expression; G1/S transition of mitotic cell cycle. Gene Ontology annotation, molecular function: ATP binding; cyclin-dependent protein serine/threonine kinase activity; cyclin binding.